AAUCAAGCAGCUGAUUUUAGACCAUGAAAGUAGAAAAACAAAUUUAUGUUUGCCGGUUCACAACUGUAAUCAAUAGUAAAGGCUAUCGCUUUAUCUUAACGUCUAGUAAUAGAUUAUACAACUGAUAACGUUGGAUUCUACAAGUACGCAGAGCAAAGCGAAGGAUUCGGAAGCUGAGAUGGAGAUACUGAAAGUAAGUGGUUACGAGGCAUUCCGCAAAACUAUGGAUAAGUUGACUCAAGAUGGUAGCAGCCAAGUGAAUGUGUACUUCACCGGCGAGAAGGAUGAAACAGGCAAGAGCUGGUGUCCUGACUGCAAUGAAGCUGAACCAUUUGUGCUCUCCGCUCUCAAUGAACACGCGGAUAAGAACUCAGUGUUUGUUGUUGUUGAUGUUGGACCGCGCGCAUUUUGGAAGGACAUGCAAAAUCCCUUUCGCAAGGACACUGUCGCCCCCAUUUCGGUUAUACCAACAUUGCUGCGCUGGAAGUCGCCGGCUCGCUUGGAUGGCGAACAAUGCGCGAAACCUUCGCUACUGGAAAUGUUCUUCACCGAAGAAGUGGAUUAAAAGACAAAAAAAGAAUAUUAUAACUCAGUUCAUUUACAGGAAGCUUAUUUUAUUUACUAAAAAAGACAUAACAUGUAGAAACCAGUAAAAAUAAAAUAUUUGCUUUUUU
Bactrocera latifrons is the source of this 674-nucleotide messenger RNA. Its product is annotated as thioredoxin domain-containing protein 17-like. The record is from RefSeq and is a predicted model, not a curated record. Gene Ontology annotation, molecular function: protein-disulfide reductase [NAD(P)H] activity. Gene Ontology annotation, cellular component: cytosol. The transcript is spliced from 4 exons. NCBI's taxonomy places the organism in Eukaryota, Metazoa, Arthropoda, Insecta, Diptera, Tephritidae. Bases 179 to 565 code for a protein of 128 amino acids.